AUGGCUAAGGAAGAGAAUUAUGAAGUGAGGAAUAUUAAAUGGUUAACAAUAAGUGAAUUUAGUAUUCCCAAGGCUGAGGAAAAGAUUGAUGAAUUUAUAAAGACAUGGGAAUAUCAAGAUAGUUGGUUAUCCUGUGUAGAUUUCCUGGGGAAAGAUGACCAUGACUUUGAUCACCGUUAUCGUUUCCGAGUACGAUGGAGUAUACCAACUAGAAGAAAACCAGUACCUAGAGCCACAGCUUGUGUUUAUUUCACUUUCGUUGUUUCCAAAAUUAAACCUCAGGAUCAUGUAGUUGAUGUUUUUUAUGUUUUUGAAACCAACAGACUUGUACACAGACCAGGCCAGUCAAGAUUUCGUGAGAAAUGGUUAAAAGAUAUUAUAGAAAAUAAAGUCAUGAUGAUGUCAACUGUUGUAUUUUAA
This is a messenger RNA of Lottia gigantea (owl limpet), 420 nucleotides long. RefSeq lists its product as hypothetical. Bases 1 to 420 code for a protein of 139 amino acids. Gene Ontology annotation, cellular component: cAMP-dependent protein kinase complex. The transcript has 4 exons. Lineage: Eukaryota; Metazoa; Mollusca; Gastropoda; Lottiidae. The record is from RefSeq and is a predicted model, not a curated record. Gene Ontology annotation, molecular function: protein kinase A regulatory subunit binding.